AUGGCACUUGCCAAGCUGCGUGGAAAGAGUCUUGGCCGCGUCAUCGGCUUGAUCGGUGCCGUUGGUUUCAUUCUACAAGGAUACGAUCAAGCUGUUGCAAAUGGAUUGCUUACACUGGCUUCAUUCAUCGCUGUAUUUCCCCAGAUCGACACCCUCAACACAUCUGGGGCGCAGAAAUCGCACAACUCCACUAUCCAGGGAACAACGGUUGCAAUCUACGAGGUGGGUUGCGCUAUUGGCGCAUUCUCAUGUGGCUUUUUAGGCGACAGACUCGGUCGCCGACGCACAAUCUUCCUCGCAGGAUGUAUCGCCAUUGUCGGUAUAAUCAUCCAAUCGACCCCAUUCUCUCUUGGUCAACUUAUCGCCGGUAGAGUUAUUACAGGUCUCGGCGUUGGUGGCUUCACCGCUACAAUCCCCAUGUACGUCUCCGAAUCAUCAGGCGCCGAAUCCCGAGGUCGCAUGGUCCUUCUCGAGGGCUGGUUCGCUAUUGGCGGUGUCGCAUUCGCCACAUGGUUAGAGUUCGGUCUCUACUAUGCAGGCGACAGCUCCGCUGCCUGGCGUUUCCCGAUCGCAUUCCAGUCCAUCUUCGCAAUCUUCGUCGUAUCCACUAUUCUUUUCCUCCCCGAAUCUCCCCGAUGGCUUGCAAAGGUUGGCCGAAUCGAAGAAGCUGCCGAUGUUCUUGCAAGGUUAGAAGAUGUCUCUGUUGAUUCGGAACAUGUUGCGCAGGAACUUGAGAUUAUCCGUCAGUCACUUGCGGAGGGUGAGGCGGAUGAAUCAUCUGCUUCCUCUUCUCCUUUUGCACGCACAAAGAACCGUCAUCUUCACCGUACAGUCCUCGCUAUUAGCGUUAAUAUCCUUGCUCAGAUGACUGGUGUCAACAUCAUUACUUUCUACUCGGAUACUAUUUUGGAAACGAAUCUGCAUUACUCCGGUACUAUCGCCCGAAUCGUCUCGGGAUGUUUGCAAAUCUGGCAGUUCUGUGCAGCUGGUCUCGCGGUGCUUCUGAUUGAUCGCUAUGGUCGUCGACCAUUGCUCAUCACAGCUGCGGCGGGUAUGACAAUUGCCCAGAUCUGUCUAGCUGGAUUAUCGAGCGAUCUCACAAACAAGGGAGCAGCAGGUGCAUCCAUCGCAUUCUACUUCGUGGCUCUAUUCUGCUUUCCGAUCGGUCUUUUCAUCGUCCCAUUCAUGUAUGCUGCUGAGAUUGCACCCCUACGCACCCGUGCAAAGGUUACCGCCAUGUCCGCGGCAGCGAACUGGAUCUUCAACUUUGUCCUCGCCGAGGCAUCUCCUACUGGCUUUGCGACUAUCGGAUACAAGUACUACAUUGUGUACGCAUGUAUUAGUGCAUUCGGUCUUUGUUUCUUCUACUUCUUCUGUCCUGAGACGAAGGGACGUACAUUGGAGGAAAUUGAUGAGAUUUUCAUCAUGUCAGAGUCCUUCUUUGAUACUGUUAAGGUUGCGAAGGAUAUGCCCUAUCAGACGGAGUUGCUUGCUCAUGCUGAGGAUACUGAAAAGGUCGGUAUGAAGGCAGAGCAGAUUGAACGAGUUGAUUAA
Molecule: messenger RNA, 1554 nt
Organism: Penicillium angulare
Lineage: Eukaryota; Fungi; Ascomycota; Eurotiomycetes; Eurotiales; Aspergillaceae
Product: sugar porter family MFS transporter
Exons: 3
Coding region: 1-1554 (517 amino acids)
Biological process (GO): transmembrane transport; carbohydrate transport
Cellular component (GO): membrane
Molecular function (GO): carbohydrate:proton symporter activity
Source: RefSeq, a predicted model, not a curated record